Coregonus sp. 'balchen' is the source of this 2671-nucleotide messenger RNA. The record is from the annotation of a GenBank genome assembly. Lineage: Eukaryota; Metazoa; Chordata; Actinopteri; Salmoniformes; Salmonidae.
AUGAAAGUCAAGUGUUGUACGACGUCUUUGUUUGUUUCUGACGAUUUCCUCCUCUGUGUGUUUCCUGUAGUUUGCGGAGACAUCCAUGGCCAGUUCUUUGACCUGAUGAAGCUGUUUGAAGUAGGAGGGUCACCAGCUAGCACGCGCUACCUUUUCUUGGGCGACUACGUCGACAGAGGAUAUUUCAGUAUUGAAGUAAGUGUUUCACCUGUUCUAAGAACAUUAAAGGAAAAUUCCACACAAAAACUAUAUUUGGUAUUUGUUUCAUUAGUCCAUUGUUGAUAUAGUCCCAAAAUGUUUUGCAUGUCAACAAUCAAGUUUUCAAGAUAUAGAACUUUCAAAAUACAGAAAGUGUCACAGUAUGAUGCGUUUGGCAUAAUCCUUUAAGUUAAAGAAGGAAGUGGUUGAUGCUUUUUUUUCUGAGACUCCAAUUGGUUAUAGUGUAUUGUAUUUCUUCUCUGAAAAUAUGCUAAUUCAUUUCUUAUCUCUUUGUUAUUCUCUCACUCUUCCAGUGUGUGCUGUACUUGUGGGCCUUAAAGAUCCUAUACCCCAAAACACUAUUUUUGCUCCGUGGGAACCACGAAUGUAGACAUCUAACAGAGUAUUUCACAUUUAAGCAGGAAUGUAAGUAUGGUUUGAGUUUUUUUUUCUAAAGCAUUUUACAUUCAAUGCGAUGCUUGACUUUCAAACGUUCACGCAGAAAAGUGCUUCUUGGCAUAGUAUGAAAUCAGAUUCUUGCUCUCUCCUUGAUAUGUAUUUACAUAUGUCAGGGCUAUUGCUGUUGGAUUCGGGCUUAGAGUAUAACCAAAAUACCAAGGGCAGAGUGAAGGUUUUUUAUGUCUUUUGGAUGUUUUCGGACACUUUUUGAAAACUUUCCGACCCAGGCCCAGCACACUGCCCUAGUGUGUAAGAGCCAGGGGUGUUUGGCCUGGCAACACUCUUCAGUCCCCGCCCUAUUUCCACCCUGACAGGUAGAAUUAAGUAUUCUGAGCGGGUGUACGAUGAGUGUAUGGACGCCUUCGACUGCCUUCCCUUGGCCGCCCUUAUGAACCAGCAGUUCCUGUGUGUACACGGAGGACUUUCCCCAGAAAUCUCAAACCUCGACGACAUCAGGAAAGUACGUGAUUUCCCAAACUACAGUCCUUGCAUGACAAAGCCCAAUGCAAUAUGCUUUUAAUUUGUGCCGACUUUGGUACAUUUUACACAGACUACUAAAUUCAGAAUGAUCCCCUCUUUUUCCCAGUAGCAAAAUAUUAAAAUCAUGGAUACUUGGGAUAUUGAUAUUGUAUCGUUUAUUUAGUGUAUGAAUAUAUCAGUCAUGUCCAGGUUUCAUUCAAGUGUAAUGGGUGUUCGGUAUAAGAAGGAUAAUCCAUAAUCCAUUCAUUCAAGUGGAUUUUAUUAUAAUGUGAAAGGCACAUACAUUAGGAUACAAUUAGGUUUACACAGAGCUUGUUUCAUUUUUCCUUUUUGCUGUUCAAGGAAAUAGUCUUUACAAUUUCCCUUGAAAUAUUUAGAAAUGAAUUACCUCGAUAACACAACAUGGACUACCUCCUUCUCAAAGAUGCCCCAAGCUAACCCAAUCUGGCUGUCUCUGAUUAAACAUUUUGAAUAGUUCGAUCCUGCUUUCUCUCAAAUUCAAUAGCGACAAUUGGAUUUUGUGGCCGCAAUCAGAUGGUCUCCGAUAUCAAAUCUGCACUAUUGACGUGUACAUUAUGCUACAGUAUUUACUGUACCAGGGUUGGGGUCAAUUCCAUUUAAAUUCCAGUCAAUUCAGGAAGCACAAUGAAAUUCCAACUCAAAUUCCAAUUAAUUGAAUUGGAAUUGGAAUUUGGUUUACUUUCUGAAUUGACUGGAAUUGAAAUGGAAUUGACCCCAACCCUGGUAUAUACUUUCUCUGAGUCAUGAGCUUUUGGCUGAUCACUUUAAUUUGUAGCUUUUCAUCCCAUUUCCAAGGUGGAAAUAUUAUUAUUGUCAAGAUUGAAAAUAUCUAUUCAUGUUUCAUACUCAUAAUAGGCACAAAUUGUCAUCCAGUCCAUCCAAUUACAUGUUGUGGGUUUCUUUCACACAGAGAUGUUGUACUGUGGUAGGACAGAGACCCUACCAACAGUUUUACUGUAACAUGCUCUGAUGAAGGCAUAACUGCCGAAAUGCGUUAGCCUGCCUGACUGAAAAUAAAAGGGUGAAAUGAGGUGAUGUCUUUUAGUAAAAAGAAAAUAUGAUAUUGGAGUGCCACCGUUUCGCAAUGUUCUUGAACUUGGGAUUUCAUUCUAAGUUUUACUGUAAUCACAGUUCAAUGUAGCAAAACUAACUGUCAAAUCAAGAUCCGUUUCAAGUAAUUUACAAUUACAAAAACAAACCCUUUCCCAUAGGUAUCACUACACCAACCUAUUGAGGAAGCUAAACCGACUCAGUUUCCUGAUAGAUGAGACAUUUUCCUGACUGAUUGACAUUGUCUUUCCCUGUCUCUCCUAACUCUGUACCUCUGUCUCUGCAGUUAGACAGAUUCAAAGAGCCCCCUGCAUACGGGCCCAUGUGUGACCUGCUGUGGUCAGACCCCCUGGAAGACUUUGGGAACGAGAAAAGCCAAGAACACUUCACACACAACACAGUGAGAGGCUGCUCCUACUUCUACAGGUGGGCCAUCACCUCCUUCACAAGCUGCGUAGUGUGA